AUGAAUGAUCCAGAUGGUUCAUUAGAAUUAGGUGAUAAUGAAUAUCAACCUCAAAAGAGAUUGAUGAGUUUUAUGUUUAGAAAAAAAGUAUAUCCAAUUCCAAAAGAUGAUGAAAGAACUUUACAUCCUUUAGCUUCAGCUAAUAUUAUUAGUAAAAUAUUCUUUUGGUGGUUAUUUCCAAUUUUAAAAGUUGGUUAUUCAAGAACUUUACAACCAAAUGAUUUAUGGGUUUUAACUGAUGAUAUGAAAGUUGAACAUUUUACUGAUAAAUUCAAUUUUUAUCUUGCACAAGAACGAGAAAAGGCUCAACGAAAACAUAUUGCUAAUAAAUGUAAAGAAAGAAAUGAAACCCCUGAAACUUCAAGUGUUACUCCUGAAGAUGAUUUACAAGAUUUCGUCUUGACUCCAUUUAAUAUGAUUAUGAUAUUAAUGCGUACUUUAAAAGGUCAGUUGAUUUUUGCAACCUUGAUGGCUCAAAUUGGUUUAUGUGGAUUGGCGUUUUCUCCUUUAUUAUCAAAAUAUUUGAUUCAAUUUGUACAAGAAAGAGCUUUAGGCUUAGAACCUCAUCCUGGUAAAGGUAUUGGUUAUGCAUUUGGUGUCGUCUUAUUAUCACUUACAAGUGGUAUUUUAUUCACUCAUUUCUUUUAUUGGGGCUUCGUAAUGGGUACGGAAACUAAAUCAUUAUUAACUAAUGAAAUCCUUAAGAAGUCUUUGAAAUUAAGUCCUGAAGGUAGACAUAAAUUCCCCACGGGGAAAAUCACAUCGAUGAUUACUACUGAUUUAUCAAGAAUUGAAAUUGCAGUUAUUAUGCAACCCCUUCUUAUUUGUUUACCUCUCCCAAUGAUUAUUGCAAUCGUUGUUUUAGUGGUUAAUAUUGGUGUAUCUGCAGUUGUCGGUAUUGGUAUUUUCUUAUCUUUCUUGGGUGUUUUAUCAGUUGGUGCUAAAAAAUUAUUCGAUCUUAGAGAAGUUGUAAGUAAGAUUACUGAUAAGAGAGUUAAUUUAAUUAAAGAAAUUUUAAAUAAUUUAAAAAUGAUCAAAUAUUAUUCCUGGGAACUUCCAUAUCAUAGAAACAUUAUGCUAAUCAGAGAUCAAGAAGUUAACAUCAUCUUAAAGAUUCAAGCAAUUAGAAAUGUUAUUUAUGGUUUAGCUAUGACAUUAACUGGUAUUUCAUCGAUGAUUGCUUUCUUAGUUUUGUAUGCUAUUAAAGGAAAUACUGCUAAUCCUGCCAACAUCUUUUCAUCACUUUCUGCAUUUGGUAUUUUAGCCAUUUUGAUUUUCUUCAUGCCACAAGCUUUAAGUACUAGUGCUGAUAUGGCUAUGGGAUUCAAAAGAAUUGGUGCUUUACUUUGUGCUCCUGAAGAGAUUUCUUAUGAAAAUUAUAGGAAUUUCAAUGAUCCUGAAAAUAAAUUAGCUGUUGGAAUUUCUCAAGCUUCUUUCAAAUGGAUGAUUUUUGAAGAUGAAAUCCUCGAUGAAGAAAGUCUUAAUGAGGAAACUGAUGAAACGGACAACAACAACAACAAAAAAUCCAAAAAGAAGAAGAAAUUAUCCAAGAAAGCUAAAGCCGAACGAGAACAACGGAGAAAAGAAUUAGAAAAGGAUAUCGAAGAAAGAAAGAAAGAUCGUGAAAAGUAUGGUUCAACAAACUCAACUAAUUUCUCCGGGUUCAAGAAUAUCAAUUUAUCUAUCAAGAAGGGUGAAUUCGUCGUUAUUACUGGUCCAGUCGGUUCUGGUAAGACAUCGUUAUUGAAUGCAAUUGCCGGUACUAUGAAAUGCGAACAAGGUGAAAUUGAUAUCAAUGGGCAACUCUUAUUAUGUGGAGCACCAUGGAUUCAAAAUAGUACAAUUAGAGAAAAUAUUAUUUUCGGUUCUGAAUUCGAUCAGAAAUUUUAUGAAAGUGUCGUACAUGCAUGUUCAUUACAGAUUGAUUUGGAUAAUUUACCAGGUGGUGAUUUUACAGAAGUUGGUGAAAGAGGGAUUACUUUAUCUGGUGGUCAAAAGGCGAGAAUUCAUUUAGCUCGUGCUGUUUAUGCUAAUAAAGAUAUUGUUUUGAUGGAUGAUAUCUUAAGUGCUGUAGAUGCUAGAGUUGGUAAACAUAUUCUUAAUAAUUGUUUGCUUGGUUUAUUGAAAGAUAAAACGAGAAUCUUGGCUACUCAUCAAUUGGCAUUAAUUGGUCAAGCUGAUAAAAUUGUGGUUGUUGAUAAGGAUGGUUCUAUUGAUCUGGGUACUAUGACUGAAUUAUUACAAAGAAAUGAAACAUUUAGUAAACUUAUGGAAUAUAGUAAAUUGGAACAGGAUAAAGAAGAAUUCGAUUCGGAUUCUAGUGAUACCAAUGAAAAAUCAAGUCUUGUUAAGGUACAUGAAACAAUCGAUUCUGAAGAGGAAGAAUGUGAAAAAUACAAUGUCAACAAGAGUGUCGCAAAGGGUAAAAUCAUUGAAGAUGAAGAAAGAGCAAUCAACCAUAUCACAUUGGAUAUUUAUCACAAUUAUAUUCAACAAGGUUCAGGGAAACUUGGAGUUGUAGGAUUUUUGGCUGUAUUUGUUUUAUUGAUCUCACUUUAUACCUUCUGUUCAAUCUUUACUAAUACUUGGCUUUCAUUUUGGAUUUCUCAUAAGUUCCCAGGUAGAGGUAGUGGGUUUUAUAUUGGAUUAUAUGUGAUGUUUAACCUUUUGACUACGAUACUUUUGGUUGUUUCCUUUAUUGCUUUAAUUACCAUGACAACUGUCUCAUCCAAGAAUUUGAAUCUUAAGGCUAUCAAUAGAAUCCUAUAUACACCAAUGGCAUUUAUGGAUGUUACACCAAUGGGAAGAAUCUUGAAUAGAUUUACCAAAGAUACCGAUGUUUUAGAUAAUGAAAUCAGUGAAAAUUUGAGAUUCUUAGCUAUGUCAAUUGCACAAAUGAUUGGUUCUUUCAUUCUUUUCAUCAUUUAUAUUCCAUGGAUUGCACUUGCUAUUCCAUUUAUUGGUAUUUUCUUUGUCAUGAUUGCCAAUUAUUUCCAAGCCUCAAAUAGAGAAGUCAAACGGUUAGAAGCUAUUCUUAGAUCAUUUGUUUAUAAUAAUGUUAAUGAAGUUUUGAGUGGUAUGGAAACUAUCAAAUCUUAUGAUGCACAACUUAGAUUCGGGGAUAUUAGUAGUAAGUAUAUCAACCAUGCAAAUGAAGCUUCUUUCCUUGUUUAUGCUUGUCAAAGAUGGGUCGCUAUUCAAUUAGAAUUGUUGGCCGAUGCUGUUUUAUUAUUGGUUGCAUUGUUAUGUGUUAAUAAGGUUUUUGAUAUCAGUCCUGCUUCUGUUGGUUUAUUAUUAACUUAUUCCUUACAAAUUUCUGGUGAAUUAUCAAAUGUUAUUAGAACUUUUACACAAGUUGAAAAUGAUAUGAAUUCAGUUGAAAGAGUUUGUCAUUAUGGAUUGAAAUUAGAUCAAGAAGCUCCAUACACUAUAGCUGAUACCAAACCUUCUCUGGAUUGGCCACAACAAGGUGAAAUUGAAUUCGCGGAAGCUUCAAUGAAAUAUAGACCAGAAUUACCAUUAGUACUCAAGAAUCUUUCAUUUAGCGUUUCUCCUCAUGAAAAAGUUGGUAUUUGUGGUAGAACUGGUGCUGGUAAAUCAUCAAUCAUGUCUGCUAUUUAUAGAUUGGUAGAAUUGGAAGGUGGUAAGAUUGUUAUCGAUGGUGUUGAUAUUUCCACAAUUGGUAUGAAUGAUUUAAGAUCCAAAUUGUCCAUUAUCCCUCAAGAUCCUGUUUUAUUCAAUGGUACUAUUAGAAGUAAUUUAGAUCCUUUCAAAGAACAUCAAGAUGAUGCAUUAUGGGACUCAUUAAGUAGAUCAGGUAUUGUCACUACUCAAGAUAUCGAAGAAUACAAAAAGAUUGACAAAUCAACUCCAUCUGAAGAUUUACCUAAAUUCCAUUUAGAUAAGAUUGUUGAAGAUGAAGGACUAAAUUUCUCCCUUGGUGAAAGACAAUUGGUUUCAUUCGCUAGAGCAAUGGUUAGAGAAUCUAAGAUUUUGAUUCUUGAUGAAGCUACUUCUUCGAUUGAUUAUAAGACCGAUAACACCAUUCAAAAGACAAUUGCCACUGAAUUUGCUCAUUGUACAAUUUUGUGUAUUGCUCAUAGAUUGAAGACCAUUCUUAAUUAUGAUAGUAUUCUUGUUAUGGAUAAAGGAGAGGUUGCUGAGUUUGAUACUCCAUGGAAGUUGUUUAAUACUCCAGGAAGUACAUUUAGAGAGAUGUGUGAUAAAUCAAAUAUUUCCGAGGAUGAUUUUGAGCAUAAGUAUUAA
This is a messenger RNA of Hemisphaericaspora subhashii, 4266 nucleotides long. RefSeq lists its product as uncharacterized. Gene Ontology annotation, cellular component: plasma membrane. The record is from RefSeq and is a predicted model, not a curated record. Gene Ontology annotation, molecular function: ATP hydrolysis activity; ATP binding; ABC-type xenobiotic transporter activity. Gene Ontology annotation, biological process: transmembrane transport. Bases 1 to 4266 code for a protein of 1421 amino acids. NCBI's taxonomy places the organism in Eukaryota, Fungi, Ascomycota, Pichiomycetes, Serinales, Debaryomycetaceae. The transcript has a single exon.